CGCUUCGAAGCCACAAACCAACAGAUAGCAGUUUGACAAUUGACAGUGACGUUCUACGAUGAUAAUUUGAUACUGCUUUCUCUUACGACCCAAGUUCGAUAUUGUGCUUUUCGAAUUCUUCCCAAAGGACUCUAGUGUGUACGCAUGUUUAUCACGCGUCUCCUGUCUCGUCCAAUGGGCCGCCAGCAAACCUUAGGUAAAUUCUUCGAAAUGCCCAAGUCUAUCAAGCCAGCACCACCCCAGCAAUCAAGUUUGAGGGAAAUGUGGACAAAGACAAAGCCACCAGCCAAGGUGGACGCGUCUCGCGUCAAGGAUGAAGCCAUGGACGUCGAUACGCGUCCUGCGCCCAAAGCCGAAAGUUCUAAGCGCAAGGAAGUCGUUCCCGUAGCGGACGCGCCUAGGAUCAAAAGGCGGCGAGUAGUUGAAUCUGACGAAGAGGGUGAACCGUCUUCGACAGCAGAACAACGUGUGCUGUCUUCCCCAACAUCUUCGAAAACACCAACUCCCCCUGUGCCUUCACCCAAAGCUACAGCCAAGAGCAAGUCGAAGUCCAAAGCAAUUGCUGAGAAAGAGACUGUGACUCAGGUCGAAGCUAGCUCCCCAGCCCCAAGUGAUGACGACAGAGAUGAUGAGGUUAUGGACGAAGAUUCUGAGGAUGGUGGUGGCAAGGCUACAAAUCUAACAGCCGCGUCGAAAAGUGCUAUUGCCGCUCUGUCCAAAGUUGAGGACGUCGACAUCAAGGGUGGCUGGAAAACCGGUGAUCCUGUACCGUAUGCAGCCUUGACCAACGUGUUCUCCAAGAUCGAAGCUACAACUAAGCGCUUGGAAAAGAAUGCCCUUCUAACCUCAUUUCUGCUUCUUGUUAUUCAGCGAAGCACUUCAGGCAACGCGCAGUCUCUCCUCCAAGCAGUGUAUCUCUGCAUAAACAGGUUAAGCCCUGAUUAUGUGGGUAUUGAACUGGGCAUCGGUGAAAGCUUGCUCAUAAAAGCGAUCGGAGAGUCCACCGGUCGUACUAUUGCCACUGUCAAAGCUGAACUGAAGAAAGAAGGCGACCUGGGUUUAGUAGCAAUGAACUCGAAGAAUCGCCAAAAGACGAUAGGGAAGCCUAAAGCGCUGACAAUUCCAUACGUUUUUGCUAGUCUCAAAGAGAUCGCCCUUACUUCUGGUCAAUCUUCGCAAGCAAAGAAAGUAUCUAUCAUAACGAAACUCCUUGCAGCUUGUCAGGACUUUGAAGCCAAGUAUAUAGUCCGUAGUCUAGAGGGAAAACUUCGUAUAGGGAAUGCUGAGCGCUCUGUACUUGUUGCCCUUGCUCAUGCGUCGGUUCUUGCAGAGAGAGAAAGAGCAGGAAAGAAGUGGUCGGAUGAGAAACUGGCUGCUCGUCUGGAGGAGGGAGCGAGUAUUAUGAAGGGCGUGUUUAGUGAGCUACCCUCUUAUGAUGAAGUGGUUCCCGCAUUGCUCGAGUGUGGUCUGGAUGGUCUACGAGACCGUUGCAAACUUACUCCUGGUGUCCCAUUAAAGCCUAUGCUUGCUAAGCCGACUAAGGCUAUCGGUGAAGUCCUGGACAGGUUUGAGAAGAAGCGGUUCACGUGCGAAUAUAAAUACGACGGCGAACGUGCUCAGGUUCACAAGCUUGAGGAUGGUACCGUCAAUGUCUUCAGUCGAAAUUCUGAGGAUAUGAGCAAGAAAUAUCCAGACCUCGUUGAACAACUUCCAAAGUGUUUCAAAGAAUCAACCCAGUCAUUUGUACUAGAUGCCGAGGCCGUUGCAUGGGACCCUGUCGCUAGCAAAAUACUCCCCUUCCAGGAGCUGAGCAAGCGGAAGCGCAAGGACGUCAAAGUGGAGGAUAUCCAAGUACGAGUAUGCUUGUUUGCGUUCGAUCUUUUGUGUUUGAAUGGUGAACCUUUACUUCACAAACCACUUGUCGAACGUCGUUCCCUUUUACGAGAUAACUUCAAUGUGGUACCUGGAGAGUUUGACUUUGCCAAAGCGUCGGAUGGCGAAACCACCGAUGAGAUACAAUCUUUCCUUGAAGAAAGUGUCAAGGACGGGUGUGAAGGUCUGAUGGUCAAAAUGCUGGAAAGCGAGGCAAGCUUUUACGAACCAAGCCGAAGAAGUGUUAAUUGGCUUAAGCUGAAAAAGGACUACUUGGCCGGCAUUGGGGAUUCCCUUGACUUGGUAGUCGUUGGUGGAUACUACGGCAAGGGAAAGCGGACGAACGUCUACGGGGCUUUCCUCCUAGCAUGCUAUGACAGUGACUCUGAAGAAUAUCAAACGAUAUGCAAGAUAGGGACAGGUUUCAGUGAGGAAGCUCUUCAAUCUCUGUACGAUUUGCUCCGGCCACUUGAGAUGACCAAAGUUCGGGGCGAUGUCAAGGUUGGGGGAGCGAAGCCAGAUAUCUGGUUCGAGCCGAAGGUCGUAUGGGAAGUUUUGACGGCGGAUUUAAGUUUAAGUCCAGUUUAUACUGCGGCUCAAGGACUUGCGGACGAGCGAGGUAUAUCACUUAGGUUCCCUCGCUUUAUACGGAUACGAGACGAUAAGUCUGCAGAAGAUGCGACGGGGCCGGAACAGGUUGCCGAGAUGUAUGAGAAACAGGCCCUGGCACAGAGUAGCACUAAGAAGGGACGCGGGGACGCAGACGACGGAUUUUGGUGAUUUAUGGGAGGUAUUUACGUAUAAUAUAUAUGAAUGAAACACAGAUAGUGAA
Messenger RNA from Desarmillaria tabescens, 2704 nucleotides. RefSeq lists its product as uncharacterized. The record is from RefSeq and is a predicted model, not a curated record. Gene Ontology annotation, molecular function: DNA ligase (ATP) activity; DNA binding; ATP binding. The transcript is spliced from 19 exons. NCBI's taxonomy places the organism in Eukaryota, Fungi, Basidiomycota, Agaricomycetes, Agaricales, Physalacriaceae. Gene Ontology annotation, biological process: DNA biosynthetic process; DNA recombination; DNA repair. Gene Ontology annotation, cellular component: nucleus; mitochondrion. The coding region runs from base 145 to 2652 and encodes 835 amino acids.